Messenger RNA from Cryptococcus amylolentus CBS 6039, 1461 nucleotides. RefSeq lists its product as hypothetical. Lineage: Eukaryota; Fungi; Basidiomycota; Tremellomycetes; Tremellales; Cryptococcaceae. The transcript is spliced from 7 exons. The record is from RefSeq and is a predicted model, not a curated record. Gene Ontology annotation, molecular function: S-adenosylmethionine-dependent methyltransferase activity. Bases 1 to 1461 code for a protein of 486 amino acids.
AUGGCAGACGAACGGAGGCACUGGCAGGCAGUUAUCAAGGCGUUCGAUGGGUAUCAGCACUAUCAUAUGUCGGCGCAACAUGCCCGCAAGAUGAGCGUUCUUACGCUGCCCAAGGCGGAGAAGGAGUUAUACAGAAUGCUCGGGUACAUGGACAAGGUCGAAGCCGUAGACGAGGGUAUACGGCAAAACCAAGAGUUCCUGGACGAGAUGAUUGCCAACCCAGUCUUCUCAGAGAUGCUCAAAGAUCCCGAACCCGAAGACGUUGGUCAUUCACACGCUGAAGAGUAUUCGCACGACCACAGCCAAGGUCACUCCCACUCUCACUCUCAGCCCCAAUCUCAAACCGCGUCCCGCCCGGGGUCCCCCUCCAAACCAUCUCGUUCACAGCUCGACGCCGCCCAAGACAAAGUCCGCUCCACGCUUCGCUCUUUCGUACGCGACUGGUCCCCUCUAGGCCAACCCGAACGCGACGCCUGCUACCGCCCCUGCCUCGAAUCGCUCGAAAAGCACUUUCCUUCUUUCCACGACUAUCCCGAGGGAGGGGAGGUAGAGAUUGAUGUAGAUGUGCAGGGGCAGGUAAGAAAGGAGAAGCGGAGGGUAAGGAAGAGGGAGGAAGUGAAGGUGCUUGUACCUGGGUGUGGGCUGGGGAGGCUGGCUAUGGAGAUCGCUUCGCAAGGAUUCACCGCCCAAGGCAACGAAUUCAGCACAUACAUGCUGAUAGCAUCCGAUUGGGUCCUCAACCAGACGACCCGCCCAAACUCACACACCAUCUACCCCUUCCUCCACUCCUUCUCCAACCACCUCACCACCGAACAUCACUUGCUCCUCUCCACCACCAUCCCAGAUGUAUGUCCUUCUGACGUCUUUGCGGGCACUCCCCACGCCGGAGGUGGAGAAAAGUAUAAACCGGGGGCGUUUUCGAUGGUCGCUGGUGAUUUUGAAGAAAUCUACGGCCAACCGUCUUCCUCCUUCAACAGAGAAGACGGCGGAGACAAAGAAGACGAGAAGGAAGACCAAACAGGCCAAUGGGAUGCCAUCGUGACAUGCUUCUUCAUCGACUGUUCUCGCAACAUCCUCAACUACCUCCGUACCAUCCACAACCUCCUCCCUCCCCUUACCCCUUCUUCGCCCUCUUCCCCGGGAGGAGGAGGAGGCGGCGGGGUGUGGAUCAAUAUCGGCCCGCUGUUGUGGCAUUUCGAAAACUCGCCAACGACUUCGGCGAAAGGAGAGAGGAGUGUGGAAUUGAGUUUGGAUGAAGUAAAGCAGUUGGGCGAUUUGGUGGGGUUUGAAUUCCAAGAAGAAAAGAUGAUCAAGUCGACAUACACCAGCCCGCCGGAGAGCAUGUUGAGGCAUGAAUACACUACGGCAUUCUGGGUAGCCACAAAGAAAGAGCCCCGCGUACUCAUCAAAGGCGACAAAGUCGUGCCCAACCCGCGAUACACCGAUAACAAAAGCGCAUAA